Molecule: messenger RNA, 1459 nt
Organism: Parasteatoda tepidariorum (common house spider)
Lineage: Eukaryota; Metazoa; Arthropoda; Arachnida; Araneae; Theridiidae
Source: RefSeq, a predicted model, not a curated record
CUAAUUUUUGAUGACGUCAGUUAAGCGUGGCCGGAAGCGGGUCAGAUGCAUUGCUCUAUUUAGUCGCUCGUGAUAUUGAGACUGAUUCUUACUUUCAUAGAUCAUUAUUUGGGCAAAUACAAGAAGUAAAAGUCGUAUUCUGAAUUUAUCAAUUCGAUCAAUCAGUGACCUAGGCUUGUGUUUAUAUUUAUGUUUAUUGCGAACUGCCCUUUUUUUAAUCUUCUGAUUAUUGUCUUCGAUUUUUACGUAGAGAAGGAUUUUUACCGUCACAUGAACAAAAAUUUAAGAAACCUCUUAUGAUGAAUCGAAGUUUUUCACCUCAACAUAAUUCUCCUCGUUCUCCUGUUAAUUUUUCGAAUCGUUUUCGAAUGGCACAAUUUCCAUCACCUUAUAAUUCUAAUAUUCACCCCCGUAUGCAGUAUGGUUCUCCCCAAUCUUCUCCCAGUUUCCGCCACAGUAACAAUCAUUACAACCAAAUUUCCGAUAUCCGACAAAGGAAUUCAUUUGAUCUACCGAGCCCUCAAUUUCACAGUUCUCCAAAAGUAUAUUCACCAAGAAAUAAUUCACCUUAUGGAAGCUAUAAUUCUCCAAAUAGCUCUUGGAAUAACCAAUCAAAACGAUCCAUCGGCUCUAGUAGAAACUCCAGUUCUUAUUUUGCUGAUACUUCUGGUAGUCCCUAUUCUAUAUCUAAUAAAAAACAAAGGUAUCAAGAUAAGAAAAAUCGAUUUUCCGACAGUGACUCAAAUCCUGGUCAUUCCUUCAAUAUUGAAGACUAUAUCCAUCCAUCUAUGUUAGAUGAUCCUUGGGAAAAAGAUAUGAUCGAAUACGAGAAGAAGAAAGAGCAAUUAAGUCAGACUGAAAGUUAAGAUUCAUUGUGAAUCUUUCAAUUUUUACCCAGAGUUUUAUUAACUGACUUUUAUGUGUAUUGUCUGAACUGUAUCAUGUCAUUACUUUUAGAAAUCAUGGCUUACCAUUAGCAUAAAAUUGUCCAUAAUUACUAUGGAGUUUCAUGUCAUGUUACAGAAAAACUGUUUAAGGACAUUUUCACUGAUGUUCACUUGUAUAAAACUAAAUACUAUUUUCAUAUAGUAGUUCAAAAUUUUAAUUCACUCUCUUUUCAAAUGCAUCUAAUUCACUUGUAACUACCUUAAUUUAAAUAUUAAGUUGAAUAUAUUCAAUAAAUUCCUAUUAAAUAAUAUUUUAUUUAUUUAUUUUGCAUAUAACCGGAUACUUAUGUCUCAUUUGCAUAUUUGUUUUCUCUUUUUAAUGUCAUUUUGAAGUGAAAAAUUGUUCAAAAUUUAGUUGUAUUAUUAAGAUCUAAAAAGAGAGGUUCUUUUGAAAUUCUGAAAAUAUAUAUGUGUUGCAAAAACUUCUAUUUUUUUCUGCAUACAGUAUUUUAUUGUACAGUAUAGCUGUAUUAAUUUUUAAAUAAUGAAGAAAAUAAAUCUCAAUGAAAGAA